GACAACAAAACCUGCCAAGCUAGAAGGUGUAUAAAUAAAAAUCUGCAAGGCUUUGCCUUUCGCAACCCAUUCCCAUCCAUUACCCUUUCCUCCAUGGGAAGGUCUCCCUGCUGCGACGAGAAUGGCCUCAAAAAAGGACCUUGGACUCCUGAAGAAGACCAGAAGUUAGUUCUCUAUAUCCAGAAGCACGGCCAUGGAAGCUGGAGAGCACUUCCCAAGCUUGCUGGAUUGAAUAGAUGUGGCAAGAGCUGCAGAUUAAGAUGGACAAACUAUUUGAGGCCUGACAUCAAGCGUGGGAAGUUCUCCCCUGAGGAGGAGCAAAGCAUCCUUAAUCUCCACUCCAUUCUUGGAAAUAAGUAUACGCAUAUCGCGACACAUUUACCAGGAAGAACAGACAAUGAGAUAAAGAACUUCUGGAACACCCACCUGAAGAAAAAACUCAUACAAAUGGGAUUCGAUCCAAUGACACACCGUCCUCGAACCGACUUCUUCGCCGCACUUCCUCACCUCCUCGCCCUCGCCAAUCUCGUCGAGCACCGUCCGUCCACCUGGCUCGUCGACGGCCUAAGCGCCGACGCCGCCAAGUUACAGUGCCUUCAAUAUCUCCUCCACUCUGCCACUCCACCUUCAGCCGAUAACUCCAUUAACAAUCUCAUGAACAGUACGGACCAGUCCUUCCCUUCUUCCUUUGAUUCCAUCAACAUUAACCAGCCACUGUUUAAUGCAAGCAGCACGAAUAUUGAUGUGUCUUUGGGCUACGAUCAGCCUCUGUUGAGCAAUGAGAACUCGAGCUUUAGUUUGUUCAGACAUGGAGAAAGCAUUGCGCCUCUAUCAAAUCUUCCUCCUUUGGCUGAUUUUUCAAACCCAGGUGAUGCAUGUAGCACUUCAAGUUGUGUAGGAAGCGCGGCGGCUUCAAGCUGGCCUGAUCUGUUGCUUGAUGAUCCAUUCAUGUCUGAGUUUGCUUGAUCUUAAUUUACAUCUUUUUCGUUUUUUAUUUUCUUUUUUUGGAAGAUUCUGAGCUGAAGGAGGAUGGAGAGAGAUAAAUAUCAUUGGAUUUGUGUCUGAAUAAAUGAUUUGUCAACCCAAUACAAAUCUAAUGAUAUCUUUUUCUCCCCAUUCUUCUUUUGCUUUCCCAAGGAAUUUUUCUACUUUAUUUUCUUGAGAAAAUAUUAGGUCGUGGGAGUUUCGUAUGUUGGCAGUUUAAUCAUGAAGGCCACAUCGUCAUAUACGUGAUGAUGUGAUCUUUUAUGAUUAGACGUUCGAAUUUGGAGCUCCUUGAUGUAAUAUUUACUCUAUUUUCUUCAUGUGAUUACUUUGUUUGAAACAAUUGCUACUCCAGA
Messenger RNA from Phalaenopsis equestris, 1340 nucleotides. Its product is annotated as transcription factor MYB39-like. The record is from RefSeq and is a predicted model, not a curated record. Bases 94 to 966 code for a protein of 290 amino acids. NCBI's taxonomy places the organism in Eukaryota, Viridiplantae, Streptophyta, Magnoliopsida, Asparagales, Orchidaceae. The transcript is spliced from 3 exons.